Messenger RNA from Andrographis paniculata, 804 nucleotides. RefSeq lists its product as uncharacterized. Gene Ontology annotation, biological process: DNA integration. The record is from RefSeq and is a predicted model, not a curated record. Bases 1 to 804 code for a protein of 267 amino acids. Lineage: Eukaryota; Viridiplantae; Streptophyta; Magnoliopsida; Lamiales; Acanthaceae. The transcript is spliced from 4 exons. Gene Ontology annotation, molecular function: nucleic acid binding.
AUGACCCACGACUCCAGGAACUCCUCCAGGAAGUGCACAGUCUACUUCAAUAACUUACAAAGGGUUUCGGACUGGCACACAAGGCUCCUCGAGGCACUGAAAGACCUCGAAAAAGCUGGUUUGAAGUAUAUCCGGGAACAACUUCUGGAGUAUACAUGCAUCGACGGUACGGCUGAAUCACGUUAUCAUUUUAUUAAGAAUAAUAUUAUUCACCGAUUUGGCAUACCAAGGACCAUCACGACCCAUCAAGGGGCGGUGUUCACUAGCGUGAAGCUUAAGGUUUUUCUAGCACAAUACGACAUCCGGUUGGUACACUCUUCUCCGUAUUAUCCACAAGCCAACGGGCAAGCCGAUGCCAAUAAUAAGACGCUAAUCGCCAUCAUAAAAAAGGCGUUGGAGGAUAAUCUUAGGGCAUGGACGAUACUAUGGAGGAAGCCUUGUAGGUUUAUUGGAAUGCAAAGUCCACCGCGAUCAGAAGACUGGACAUUGUUGCAAGAGUUAGACAGUCUAAUGGAGGAACAACUUCAGGCCCUUGAACACCUCCGACUUCAAAAGAAGAAGGCCAAACGAACCUUCCAAAGUCAGGUUCGGUCCUGGUCCUUCCAUGAAGGAGAUUUGGUUUGGAAAACUAUCCUUUCGGAAGUCCCCAAAGAUCCAAUGCUUGGAAAAUGGUCACCCAAGUGGAAAGGUCCUUUUAUAGUUUCGGCGAAGUCGGCAAGCGGCGCAUAUAAGUUAAUGGAAUCUGAAGGUGAAAAGUUAAAGACGUUCAUUAGCAAGAAGCAUCUAAAAGCUUUGUAUCCAUAA